AGGUGGAACAGUAUACCCUAAUACUCCCACCUAAGCGAGAAGUGUAGUAUUGUCUCGAAGUAAAUGUUAUAUGACGUGGUCAUACAUUGAUUAAAUCGGCUUGUAACAGUGGUUAUAAUUUUUUUGGGAUUCCCUAGCCUAGCCCUUUAAACCUGCUGGAUUCCAGCCAUUAUACUGAAUGGUCCCAGACACGUGAGUUUGUCUCAAUGUGGUCUCUUCCUUGCCGCAGAAUUUCUAAUGUUUUCUCUGGCUGGCCUCCAGUUUUUUUUUUUUUUUGUGCCGCCUCCUCCUUGUAAUUUUUCACAACCGCCAGCCCCGCCUCCAUCCACCACUACCACCACCACCUCCACCACCCAUUCAUCCUCCUCCCCCUUUCCCUCGCCCUCCUAUGUUUUCCACCCACGGGGAAAAGGUGCUCUUUUACCCAUCACUGCUCAGUCCGUGGGCCGGACUCGUAAUUUUACCAGCCCCAGCAAAGAAAAAAAAAAAAAAAGAUCUCAUCCCAGGCUCAUAUAAUAGCUGUUGAGUAUGUAAUCCACAGACCCUAAGCUAUAGCACAUUCCGUGAUCUUGACAGGAAGGUGUAGUGUCACCGUUUAAUUUUCCAAUGUGCCUUGUUCUCAUUUAAAUGCACUGCAAAAGUAAAACAAAAUAAUACACGACUCUAUGGGAUUUGUUUUUUUCUUCACAUCAGAAGCUCUCUGUACCGUAAAUAUUUCAAGGAUUGUGCAUUAUCACUUUUUAAGUCCCGAGGCUUUUCCCCCACCUUUGCUUGGUCACUGUUUUACCUGAAUGAGAUUUUGUUGAUUAUACGUAUCUACACAAGAGGACUGUCCCUUUCCCGUUGUUUUUGAUCACCAGGACGUCCGGCACGCGGUGCGAGUGCAGAACCGCGUUUCUUAAGGUCGAGGGGCCGAAGAUCGCGAUUUUUUUCCAGCCAAGUCAGGAUGAGCACACGGGGCGACACGAGUGGCCAGUCUACCGCUUCUCAACCGGAUCAACCUGCAACGACGCAGCCUCAGAAGAGAGGUCGGGGCAGACCGCGGAAACAACAGCAAGAAAUCAGUGGAGAGCCAGCCCCUAAAAGACCAAGAGGAAGACCUAAAGGGAGUAAAAACAAAGGGCCCUCCAAGGCAGCUCAAAAGAAAGUGGAGCCCUCUGGAGAAAAGAGACCAAGAGGAAGGCCCCGGAAAUGGCCACAGCAAGUGGUCCAGAAGAAGCCUGCUAAGGGAGGACCUGAAAAGACAUCAUCACAGGAAUCUGUGGAGGAAGAUUAAGCAACCACAAUAUUUCACUUCUACCUCAUUCAGCAGUUGGAUUUUUUGAAGGGAGAAGACAUGGCCUUGACCACUUUUUUUUUCUCUCAUGGUCUUUUUGCCUUAGGAAUCACACACACAGAGCAAAUGGACAUUUUGUUUUAUUUGUCUUUUCUUGUCUUGUCCUUUAUGGUCCCAGAUAUUAGGGAAACACUGCUGUAAAAUGGAACACAGUUUGGAACGUAUGCCUAAAUCAAGAGUAACUAUUUGUAACAUAUUGAUAAAGUUUGAUGGGGCUACUAGGCCAGCAUAAAUAGGUCAUUUCAGCUUUGAGUUGAAUUCAGUCAUUCAGUGCACUGCAUUAAAAUAAGGAGACUUGAAACAUAUGUGGUUAAUAUCAAGGCCAUUCAUAGAAAAGCAUACUUUGUAUUGUAUAUCACUGACAGGCCUUAAAUAACAAAUACUCACACCUUUACUUAGUAAACCCCUUUAAUAGCACACCAAAGAUGUUAGAUAAAUGGUUCCUUUUUAAUAGAAUCUAUUUUUUACUUGAUAUAUUUUUCAUUUGCUGUAAUUUUCAAAUCAACAUGUAUUACGUAAUGAGCUAACCACAGUAUCGUGUAAAUAGAUUUUGUAAAGUCCCUUGAUGGAAGAGGAAAAAUAAAUACACCACUGCAGAAAUCAUGUUCUCCACAUUUGCACACACAUUUAAAUACCAGCGUUUAUUCGAAUGGUCUGCUUCACACAGAAACAAAACUUUGCUCAGGUGAAUAUAUAAUUACUUAAAAAUAGAUCAUAUCUCAAAUGUUCAUUUUACAAUAUUUUUAGAAACAAUGGGGAUCAACGUAAAGGUACUAAUAACAUAAACACAGUGUUUUUUUCCCACUCCUGCCUCACAGCUCCAGAGUUUUGGACACAAAACUCUGCCUGGUCCCUUUCUGUAUGAUGUUUGUACAUUAUUCCUACAUUUGAGCUUUUUGUUUUUGGGGGGUGGGGUACUUCAAUCGGCCAAAUCCCAAAGAUGUUUAAGUUAGGUUGAUUGGCGACCCCAAAUUAGCUUGGAAUGAGUGAGUGAGUUUGGGUCUAUGCAUGACCAUCCCCUGUAAUGGACUCGUCCAGAAGUGGUUCUCUGCCAGGAUUGGGUGCUAGCUAUCUAUAUCCCUAUAAUGGAAAAACUGGCUUUAGAAAAUAGAUAAAAGAAUGUUUUGUUUUUCUUGACCUCAUCAUUGUUUGGGUUACAGUCGUUCAACCAAAAAUCACCAAUGUCUAUUUUUGAUAGCAUUCCAAUGAGAAAAGAAACUCUUUUUUUAUUUUGUAAGUAAACAAAACAGUGGUUCAGUAUUAUUGAAAAAAUAAAACAGAGGUUUCCUCUGGAGAAUCUUUAAGUAUUGUUCCCUGAUCAAGGGAAAGGAUUUUCCCUCUAAGGAAAUUUUAAUCUUUAAGAACAACAGUGUCCCGCUGGAGAUUUUUUCAGUAUUUUCCUAUUGACAAGACAAAGGAAUUCCCUUUAGAGAACAUUUUACGAUCAUCCUUGAAAAAUGAAAGGAUUUCUCACAAGAUAAAUUAUUCACUAGAUCUGUAUUGUUGUUCCAUGGCAAUGGGAAAAGUUUAGCCUUUAUCAAGGAGUUAGGUUUGUGCAGAUAUAAAAGGGUUUCACUGUGAAGAAAUUUUGUGGUCCUGGAGCUCAGGUAAAGGCUUUUACACUGGAAGUUUUUGUAGUCCAAGAGCAAGGGAAUGAUUUUCCUUUUGGAAAUGUUUCGGAAAACGUAGCAUGUAGAAGUAAAGAAUUUCCCUUAGGGAAUUACUGUGUAUUGUUUCACAGAAAAGAAAAAAAAAUUCUGGAGAAUUUUUACUGUUUUGUAGGAAUGUGCACAUUUCUGUGUGACAUCUUUUUUGAUUAGUUUAGCGGACAUUGGAAGGUUUGGCAUAAUUAUUGGAGACCUUAACUCAGACUGAAGAAAUUCAUCUCUAUUUUUUAUACAUUAUACAGAAAAUAUAAAGAGUUUUACUGCGAUAAGAUUUUCUUUCCGUUUUUACAGGAAUGUAUUCCCUUCUAAAUCAAAAAUAUUUCAGAGCUGAAAAAUUACCCUUAAGGAUAAUUUUACAAGUGAUGAUGGAAAUCUCAACGUAUCCAAUGAUUGAAUUUGCUUUUCUGACCUUUGUAGUAUUUUGUUGGUGGUCAAGACUAAGAGAAAGUUUUAUUUUAGUUUCAGGAAAAAAGGAAAGGAGUAUAAGGGAUCCGUGGAGCAUUUUUUUUUUUCAGAUAGUGUAAAUCCACAUAAUAGAGAAUUGUUGGGGUUCUAUUUUUGUCAGGGUUGUUGUGGUGACACAACAUUUCGCACUCUUACCUGACAGUCCCAGCGUCCCUUGGUUUGAGUCCCACGUCUGGUCUAUUUGAUCUGAAAGUUCAUAAUAUUCUGUAAAUGGUCUGAUUUUCCUCCCUUCUCCCCAGAGAUAUGCAGGUUAGUUUAUCUGGUAACUCCAAAUCGGUGGGUGUGUGUGCAUGUGUUCUCCUAUCACUCUUUCAAAGGUAGCUAGCAAUUUUCACCCAGUGCUGCCAUGGUAGGCUCCAACCCCCCCAGGUUCAUGACUUAGAUUAAGCAGGUCUGAAAAUGUAUGUUUUUAUUAGGAAAAAAAAACCUCUCAAAAUAAAAUAUAACAAGAAUACAAUGAUAUUAUUCUAGAAAUAAACAAAAGUAAAAAAAAAUAUGUUACGACAUAUACAAAAUAAUAGCCUACAUAACCAGCUAAAGCUUAAAAGGGACUUUUAUCACAAUGUUCUUUCAAAAACAAAUACUUGUUACCUCAAGAUAUUAAAUAUACAAUUUCAGCAAUAGCAUGACAUAGGAAGAUCAUUUUGCAUGUUUCUGUCAGAAAUGCAAUAUAUAAACUACGUUCAUUCACACCAGCACUUUCAGCAACAAAUGCAAUAUUCACAAUUUCAAACUACCUCUGAUGCCGUCAUUGUCUAAAACAGCAAAAUAUCUUCAUGCUGCUAUCUACAUACAAUGCAGGAAAUAAAAUGGGGCAAUUAAUUACUGAUUUCUGGGGUGUUAAUGUUGUUUUGUUUUUUUUUUCCUUUGCAUCUUUUGCUUCAGCUGUGAGUACGCCAGGCAGGAUUUAAGAUUAACACGACGGUCUAAUGUAAUACCCGAAUUCAAGCUUUUGCAAUAGAACAUACAUAAAAAAGGAUUGUUAACUUGAAUUUAUUUUUGUACUGAUUUGCUCAUAAUUUUAAACACCAUGUUCAUAUUUGACACUACAUGAAAUAAUAUGUAGAUGAAAAGAUAGUUAAAUAUGUUACUGUCCACAUUUGUACCUCAGAUUCAUUUUUACUUUGUUUUGUUUUGCAUUUUUAUUUCUAAAGAAAUGGACUAACCAGUUGACAAAAGCCUACCUCCAGUCAUUAAAAGGAAUGAGUUUUAUUUCAUGA
Erpetoichthys calabaricus (reedfish) is the source of this 4688-nucleotide messenger RNA. RefSeq names its product high mobility group AT-hook 2 (gene hmga2). The transcript has 5 exons. Bases 947 to 1276 code for a protein of 109 amino acids. Gene Ontology annotation, biological process: regulation of DNA-templated transcription. Lineage: Eukaryota; Metazoa; Chordata; Cladistia; Polypteriformes; Polypteridae. Gene Ontology annotation, cellular component: nucleus; chromatin. Gene Ontology annotation, molecular function: DNA binding; transcription coregulator activity. The record is from RefSeq and is a predicted model, not a curated record.